This is a messenger RNA of Saprolegnia parasitica CBS 223.65, 954 nucleotides long. RefSeq lists its product as hypothetical. NCBI's taxonomy places the organism in Eukaryota, Oomycota, Saprolegniomycetes, Saprolegniales, Saprolegniaceae. The record is from RefSeq and is a predicted model, not a curated record. Gene Ontology annotation, biological process: mRNA processing. The coding region runs from base 1 to 954 and encodes 317 amino acids. The transcript has 5 exons.
AUGGAGGAAGAGUACGACGAAGAGUUCGGCGACGACGUCCUGCCCACGGCUGCGCCGGCGGCUCGCCCCGAGGCGACGGCCAUCGUCGUCGAUGAGGAAGAGGAGGAAGACGACGAGCCGCUGUAUGGGACAGUGACCGUCACGGACGCCGCUGCUGGCGGCGCCGAGGCUUCUACCGCCCAAGACGACGGCGACGAUGACGAAGACGAUGAGGAAGAGGACGAAGGUAUCGCAAUCGUGCUCAAGGAGACGGAAGAGUCGCCGUCCAAGUCGAGCAAGCUCCGCUUCGUGCGCGGUGGCAACCAGUACGUGCGCGACGAGCACCCGCUGAGCACACCGCCGCUGCAGCCGCGCAACCCUGGCGACCAAUACGAGCCGACGUUCGAGGAGCUCUCGCUGCUCGGCAUCGGCGGUCGGCGCACGGCCUUUGACGUCGACAUUGACCAGCUCGAGGAGAAGCCGUGGCGCAAGCCAGGGGUCGAUAUCUCCGACUACUUCAACUACGGCUUUGACGAAGCGUCGUGGCGCGACUACUGCGCCAAGCAACUGCAGAAGCGGCGCGAGCUCGCGUACCAAAAGACGCAAGAAAAGGAAGCCGAAGAGAAGGAGAAGGCAGCGGCGGCGCUCAAGGCCGCGUCGGCGAUGUCGGACCCCGGCUUCCGCAUGAUGGGCGGUCCGCGCGGCCCCAUGUACCCGCCCCGGGGCCCGCCGCCGCCGUGGCACCAGCCGCCGCCGUGGCACAUGCGUGCCCCGCCGACACAUCCUGGCACCUCGUCCGACGACCGCAAAGACGGCUUCAAGUCGGGCUCCUCUGCCCGCAACGAAAAGUCAUCCCGCAGCGACUCGCGGGUCGGUCGCGAUCGCGCGACCGUGACCGCUACGACGACAAGCGUCGGGACGAUGACAAGCCUCGCGCAGCAGCCGUCGGUCGAGAUCGCGGUCGCGGUCCCGUGA